AUGCCGAUUCUCCCUCGAAACUCCACGGCUCUCUGCCGGCUCGUUUUAUCUGCUAACCAACGCGCUGCCACACCAUUUCGGCAUUCUUUCCAUUCGGUCUCAUGGAGGGCUGCAGUUGCGCAUCCUAUUACCGCUCACGGUCCGCCUCCGAAAGCUCCUUCGCCAGCUCCAGAGUUCGGCGACCUAUCUGAAUCGCGCAGAGAAGGCAACCAGCAUGCAAGCGAACAACCAGCGCAACCGUCAAAGCCUUCAUCAGUCCUUAAGAAGCGCUUCUGGAAGAAUGUUGACGUGAAGAGGAAGCCAGAUGGAGAUUACGAGGUCAUGCUGGACACUCGGCCGAUCCGGACCCCCGCCAAAGACAUCCUGUCUAUCCCAUCGACUAAGCCUCAGCUUGCAAAUGCGAUAGCCCUGGAGUGGGACGUUAUGACAUCUGCACAGCAAGCUUUGAAGAAUCAUCUGAUUCCACUGACAUCUCUGGCUUCGCGGGCUGCCGACAUUGCACAAGAAGAUGCACGGGGGAUAACUACUUCAAGAGACCAAAUUGUCAACGUUGCGAUGCGCUAUUUGAGCACCGAUACUCUUCUCUGCUGGGUACCCGAAGAGCAGCAAUACGCCGUUGAAGAGACUGAUAAAAAUGGCGAGAGAGCUGAGAGCCUCCGCGAGGCUCAGGUGAGGGUUGCGAAGGAUAUCAUCGCGUUUCUGAGCACGAAGGUGUGGCCUGGUAUCGACAUUGUUCCUAUCCUCGACACGAAUAGCAUUCUACCAGUAUCUCAACCUCAGGCUACGAAGGACAUCAUUAAACAAUGGGUCGCAUCCCUGCAUGCAUACGAUCUAGCGGCCUUGGAGAGAGGGAUCGUUGCGAGCAAGAGCUUGCUGGUUGCCGUCCGACUGGUUUUUGAGUGGAGCGAGAAUUUCCGGCAACUCCAACGGCCGGGGCAAAAAAGGUUUGGGAUUGAAGAGGCCGCAGAGGCUUCCAGCCUGGAGGUGAAGUGGCAAACUGAUAUUUGGGGUGAAGUCGAGGAUACUCACGAUGUCAACAAGGAGGAUCUUAAGCGACAGCUUGGAAGUGUCAUUGUUGUGGUCAGUGGAGAGACUCGAUGA
Aspergillus clavatus NRRL 1 is the source of this 1101-nucleotide messenger RNA. RefSeq names its product ATP synthase complex assembly protein ATP12. NCBI's taxonomy places the organism in Eukaryota, Fungi, Ascomycota, Eurotiomycetes, Eurotiales, Aspergillaceae. The record is from RefSeq and is a predicted model, not a curated record. The transcript has 2 exons. Gene Ontology annotation, cellular component: mitochondrion. The coding region runs from base 1 to 1101 and encodes 366 amino acids. Gene Ontology annotation, biological process: mitochondrial proton-transporting ATP synthase complex assembly.